CAUAAGCAGCCUCUUCUCUGGGGGAAAUUCCACCAUGCCUACGCAAGCCACUGCAGGGACAUCCUCACCCCAUAAAUUGGGGAGUUGUUGAUUGUCUCAGCACCAGACAGAGAAGAGGCUUUCAAGCUCCCCUUGCCUGCUUCAACUCCAGCCACCACUUCUCAGCUGACAUGAAGGUCUCUGUGGCUGCCCUUGCCAUUCUCAUUGCCGCCUUCUGCUACCAGACCUCCGCUGCACCAAUUGGUUCUGACCCGCCGACCUCCUGCUGCUUCACUUACACCUCCCGGCAGCUGCCCCGCAGCUUCGUGGUGGAAUACUAUGAGACCAACAGCCUGUGCUCCCAGCCAGCCGUCGUGUUUAUCACUAAGAAGGGCCGCGAAGUCUGUGCCAACCCCGAGCAGGACUGGGUCCAGCAGUACAUGAGCGACCUGGAGCUGAACUGAGGUCCCAGGACAGACCCUGCCACCCUCCAUCCCCCGGCUGCUGGGAUGAGCGAGCCAUGGCCAGCUGUGGGCUCCGUUGGAAAUGCUUCAGUGUCAUUUAAAGAUAGUUAGGAAAAUGUUCCAGAAUCUGACUUUAGUGGUUUCCUAUUUAAUUUUUUAUAGGGGAGGGAUUAGGUGCAAUAACUCCACUCCAGGCAAAUAAGAGUAUUAUUUAAUAGAUAUAUUUUUUUAAAUGAAGACUCAU
Messenger RNA from Chroicocephalus ridibundus (black-headed gull), 687 nucleotides. Its product is annotated as C-C motif chemokine 4 homolog. Gene Ontology annotation, molecular function: chemokine activity. NCBI's taxonomy places the organism in Eukaryota, Metazoa, Chordata, Aves, Charadriiformes, Laridae. Gene Ontology annotation, cellular component: extracellular region. The coding region runs from base 171 to 443 and encodes 90 amino acids. Gene Ontology annotation, biological process: immune response; eosinophil chemotaxis. The record is from RefSeq and is a predicted model, not a curated record. The transcript has 3 exons.